Poeciliopsis prolifica (blackstripe livebearer) is the source of this 2190-nucleotide messenger RNA. RefSeq lists its product as uncharacterized. The record is from RefSeq and is a predicted model, not a curated record. NCBI's taxonomy places the organism in Eukaryota, Metazoa, Chordata, Actinopteri, Cyprinodontiformes, Poeciliidae. The coding region runs from base 1 to 2037 and encodes 678 amino acids. The transcript has 12 exons.
AUGGAGGCAGGAGCAGCCGUGCUGCUGCUGCUGGUCGCACUGCUGGGGACGAGCUCAGCGAGCAGCUUUUAUGGAGACAGCAUCAACCUGGCGCCGCUGCAGGCCAACGCAGAUGGGACUUACCAGAGCAAAUCCAACUGGCAGAGCCAGACAGAGCUGGACCUGGGGGUCCGAUCCGACACCAACCGCAUCAACAACUGUCCCGUCACCGCCACGGUGGCGUCCUUACGGGUUUCUCAGAACUGCUUCACCCAUCUCCGCCUGUUGGCUCAUGAUCCAGAUGGAGACGCGGUGGGAUGCCGCUUCGCUUCAGGCGCCCUGGCAAACUUCACUCUGGAUGAGAGUACCUGUACGCUGAGAGGCUCAGGUGAGCUCCAGCUUGGCCAACACGUCUUUGAACUGACGGUGGAAGAUUUCAACACCAAAAACGUGACGCUGACGUACGCAGACGGCAGUACGGUGGCCCGGGAGGCCUCCAGCAGCAGCAUGCCUCCGCUCUGCAGGCUGACGCUGCAGUUCGUGGUGGAGGUCCUUUCUGCAACAUCAAGCUGCGUGGCCGGUGACCUCCUGCCCAUGUUCCUGUCCCGGACGCCAUCACACGGAGACGUUCUCCACGCCAGCGUGGGUCAGACGCUGCAGCUCCACGCUGAGGCCCAGGCCCAGAACGCCCAGUACGGACCGAAGGAGCGCCACUUCCUGCAGCCUCUCUGCAUCCUCUCUGAUUCAGGUCUUCCAGGUCAGCGGCCCCCAAAACGUGACCAAGGAUUCCGAAGCGGGUCAGACGGGAAAAAAACAGAGAUCACUCUGAGCUGGACCCCGCAGGAAAGCGACGCUAACAAACUCGUCCCGAUUUGUUUCACUGCAGACACGGCGACAACCCAAUCAGAGAUGAGAUGUGUCAUUGUCAUGGUGACCCAUACUGCCGUCCUGCAAGGCAGAGCCUCUGUCACCUGCUUGCCCAACAAGAUGACGGUGGCCUUGGAGAAAGCCUCCAUGCCAGACAUCAGUGAGGAGUUUCUGUCCCUCAGAGACCCGUCCUGCACGCUCACCACCAACGGCACCCACAUCGUGGGAACCAUGUCCUUCAGCACCUGUGGCACAAAGCUGGAGGACAAAGGAGACUACAUCGUCUUUAAGAACGAGAUCCACUCCGUCGUGCGGUCCAACGAGGUCAUCAUCCGGAGGAACAAUGUCAAGAUCGACUUCUACUGCGAGUUUCCCAAAACCAUCAGCGUCUCCAACUUCUACCACCUCCACCAGGCUGACUACAUCUUCACCGAGUCCAACUUUGGCAGCUUCGGCUACAGCUUCGAGAUAUUCCAGGACGGCAACUUCACCAGCAGGGUGCCGCCCGACGCCUACCCGGUGCAGGUCAAGAUGAUGGAGAUGAUUUACAUGGGCAUCCAGGCCGUGUCAGAGCUGCCAAACGUCACCUUGUUUGUCGAGUCGUGCAAAGGAACUCCGGACAACAACCCUAAAAACCCCAUGUACUACGACCUCAUCAAGAACGGGUGUGUCAAAGACGAGACGGUUAAGGUCCACCCGUCAAACCAGACGAACUUCAACUUUGAGAUCCAAGCCUUUAAAUUCAACGGAAAUUAUGACCAGGUUUACAUCAUCUGCAACGUCAUCCUGUGCGAGCCUGGGAAUCCCUUUUCCCGAUGUGCGCAGGGAUGUCUGAGCGAGCCGUCCCGCCGACGCAGACGAGGCCUGAGCAUGGAGACCACCGGACACUACAUUACCCAGGGUCCUCUGCAAGUGGCUGGGCUGGCUGGUCCCAGUUCACAUGCGGAGCACAAGAAGAUAAAUGCAGCUCCAAGAAGUCACACGGCUCCUGAAGGAGUUGUUCCAGAAACCAGAUCGGACGGAGAAACCUGGAGGUUCAGGGAGAUGUUUUCCUCCAACAUCACCACAGUGACGCUGGGCAGCGGCUUCGUCCUGUCGCUGGUUCUGCUGGCCGUGGUGGUCCACUACUUCAGCAGGAAGAGGAGAGCUGAAGACCUCAACCUUCUCAUUGAGGACGAGUUUGAGAAAUAAAUUUGGCGCCUCCCUCUGGAAACAGAUGAAUUAAAGGAGACAAACUAAACCAUCUUUUUCCCCCAAAGCACAGGUCUGAGAUCAGUUGUGGUCAGAAUUACAACUCAGUUAUUUUCAUUUCUCACCUGGUUUUACAAAAUCCAGUGAAAAGUU